Linderina pennispora is the source of this 1050-nucleotide messenger RNA. RefSeq lists its product as uncharacterized. Gene Ontology annotation, cellular component: endoplasmic reticulum. NCBI's taxonomy places the organism in Eukaryota, Fungi, Kickxellomycota, Kickxellomycetes, Kickxellales, Kickxellaceae. The coding region runs from base 498 to 983 and encodes 161 amino acids. The transcript has a single exon. The record is from RefSeq and is a predicted model, not a curated record.
GCGAGAGCCACCCAGCAGACGCGCCCGGCCUAUUAAUAGCUGGCCACAGCCCUUGCGUUUUUCUGCGAGGGCGAGUCUCACGUUUUCUCCCCCCACUCUGGCUUUUCUGCUCCCAUGCGCAGGGGCCUUUUCGGCAGAAGCUCCACCGACAAAGGACACAAACAGCAAGCGCCGGCUUUUGUUCGCGGGGCCAGCGUGCAAAACAGCGCACACACAAAGAUGCCACCAUGUAGCGGCAUUGUGCGGGCGUUUAUCAGCCCGCCAUCACGGAUUGCGCGGAUAGUGCGCUGGGUGCCUCAAAUUAGCCUGGCGCACAGGCUGUCCCAGAGAACAUAUGUGCUGAACCAUAUGUUGGUCGAUCCGUGCAGCAGCAUGAACUGCACCAGUGUUUUUAAUAUUGGCGCGUGUGUUUUUGGCACUGCCGCAUUUGAUCAAUCGCGACUCUUUUUGCUAUUAGCGCACCGGUACUGUCCAAAGGAGGGACACAUCACACCAGCAUGGCUACAUUGGACACGGUUUAUAUUGGGUACUUUGCGUCGCACAUCCCCAUCACGCUGGCUGUGGACCUCAUGCCGCUGCUGCCCCGAGCACUGGUGCCCGGGCCACUGCUGGCGCUCAACACGUUCCUGACGCAGACGCUGCGCGACCCGUUCAUGGUGAUCGACGACACGCGCACAGACCUGACGUGGUUCCGCAGCUUCCUUGCCUGCGAGCUAGUGUUCCAGCUGCCGUUCUUCUUCUAUGCGCUAAAGCUGCUGCUGGCGGGGUCGCCGCGGCGGCACCCGUGGCUGGCAGUGUAUGGGGCCCACGUAGUGACCACGAUGGUGCCUAUUCUGGCGACGCUGGCAUUCAACAUCACCGACCGCACGGUGAGCGAGAAGCUGAUGCUGGCCAUGAUGUACGGGCCGUAUCUGGCGAUUCCGCUGCUGAUGGUGGCGACGUCGCUGCCGCACUGCCUGGCAGCCAAGGCAAAGACCGACUGAGUGAUAGCAACUUUUGCUCUAUUUCAUUUUCGAAAAUAUAAAGGGACGCAGACUAUGCAGACAGCUC